Messenger RNA from Fulvia fulva, 1269 nucleotides. RefSeq lists its product as uncharacterized. The record is from RefSeq and is a predicted model, not a curated record. Bases 1 to 1269 code for a protein of 422 amino acids. The transcript has 2 exons. NCBI's taxonomy places the organism in Eukaryota, Fungi, Ascomycota, Dothideomycetes, Mycosphaerellales, Mycosphaerellaceae.
AUGACUACCAAUACCACCGACCCCAAGGCAGCCCGUGCGCAACUGCGACAAGAGAUUUCCGCAUUGAUCAAGCCAUACACAUCGACAUUGCCGCAGCCACCAUUCUCCACCGGCGAGCUCAUAGUGAUGGCGCUCGUGUGCAGAGACAAGCAAAGCCUGAAGGCGGCAGACAUUAUGCAUUGGAUCGUGAAGCAGUUGAGAUUCUACCGCAAUCGAGCACUCGAGGAGUACUCUCAGCGUAUCGAGAGGAUUUGGAGCGAAACGAAAGUGGUGGUGCCAGGUUUCAACGAAGCUCUUUGUCACUACGACCUGCCUGUCACACGAACUUUGGGGCCAAGAAGUGAGCGCUCAGAUCAUUUCACCUAUUCAAUCACUACCGCGGCCGCCAGACUUUACCUUCGCAGUUAUUUGGCGAACGGCUCGACCGGAAAGUUCCCAUUUCUACGUCUUCCUGCGGAGCUGCGCAACCACAUCUACGAACUUACUUUCUCCUUUGCAGAUGGACCAGGACUCUCCGUCAAUAAGUCCGGCGGACUCAGCAUGCUCGUCCAACAUCCCGGUGAUGACUCCUACGCGAAGGACUGGUGGCCUGGCAAUCGCGGCAGAUACGAUGUUCGGCAGCUACCUCCACUUCCAGAAAUUUUGGCAUUGCUCUUGGUCUGCAAGCAGGUCUUCGGCGAAGCUUUACCCUACUUCUACCAGCUCAACCCUCUGCACGUCACUUCUCUCGAGAAUUUGACGGCGCUGGCACAACGAAUGCCUCCAUCCCGGCUGGAGCAUCUGAACCAUUUGAGCAUAGAGCUGGACGCUCAUUACCGAUAUGCCAACGAUGUGGAGUCUUACCGCCGAUUUCCACAGACCGUGAAGGCGCUCGGCGCCAUCAAGGAUCUCAAGACGCUAGAGAUCGAGACCAAUGACAAGAUGUGGCUGUCCAUGCGACCUGCCAAUCGCCAGGCGCUUGGUCGGAAGACACUCUUCAAGAAGUUCGCUCAGAUCCCAGGCAUGAAGAAGCUUGCUGAGCUUGCGGUAUCUGCUGGCUCAUUCAACUUGAGAGGCGAGGCUCCGGAGCUUCGGAAAUACCUCGACUCGGAGAUGGAGAUGAUCAAGAAGGCGCGUGAUAAGCAAGAUGGGAACCAGGAUGCUGACUCGGGCAAGGGAAAGAAGAGAAAAGCCACUGCGGAGGACACUGAUGCUCCAUCUGGUGGUAAGAAGCGUACUCGGAGGAUGAAGCAAGCUGUGAGCUCACCGCAAGAGGGAGAUGCUGCGUAA